CGGCCAAGCCCAUAUAUUAAUACUAGUACUAUCAAACAUCAUCACAAAUUCACAAUACACCUCCAAUGAACACCAAAGAUGAUAUUCAACAACUGAAAUCAUCCCUCCCAAAAGAGCUAUGGUUUAAUUCAUACCCCAUGUAUUUAUACCAAAAUUGUUGGAACAUAAUUCUAGAUUCCACAAUUGCCUGCCAAAACCAUUUCCAAGCUCAAGACACAGAUAUCAUCAUAGCUAGCAUCCCUAAAACAGGCACAACAUGGCUCAAAGCUUUACUUUUCUCAAUCUUCAACCGCAAAAAUCACCCAAUUUCUGAAUCCCCUUUACUUAAACACAACCCCCAUGAAUUAAUCCCACAACUAGAAUCCAUAAUCUAUGAAAAACCAGAAAACCCAAAUCUUAGUCUCCUUGAAAUAUGCCCAAAACUUUUGGGCACCCAUCUCCCUUUUCAAUCACUACCCACUUCAAUUAAGCACUCUAAUUGCAAGAUUAUAUACGUAUCAAGAAACCCUUUUGACACUUUUAUAUCAUCUUGGUUAUUUUACUUGAACUAUGAUGAGAAUGAAAGUGUAAAAUCUGAUAUGAUAGAGGAAUAUUUUGGCAAGUUUUGUGAAGGGAAAUUCCCAUUUGGCCCUUUUGAAGAUCAUGUAAUUGGGUAUUGGAAGGAGAGUUUGGAGAGGGCAGAAAAGGUAUUUUUUGUCAAAUUUGAAGAUUUGAAGGCAGAUCCUAAGGUUGAGUUGAAGAAAUUGGCGGAAUUUGUGGGAUGUCCAUUUUCUGUGGAUGAGGAGAGAGAAAAUGUUAUUGAUGAAAUUAUAAAAUUGUGUAGUAUUGACAAGUUGAAAGAAGUGGAGGCUAAUAAAAGUGGGAGAGUGUAUUCUUUCAUUGAGAAUAAGUGGUUUUUUAGGAAAGGGGAAGUUGGUGAUUGGGUUAAUUAUUUGAGUCCUUUAAUGGUGGAAAGGUUUAAGAAAAUCAUGGAUGAAAAAUUUGCAGGUUCUGGGUUGGAAAUCUAAGUACAGAUUACUGUGUGUUUUUGCAUCAUUUUGUUUGAAAUGUACUGUAUUUGAUUUGGUUUUCUUGAUGAUGUACCAGUACUAGCAGCCCCACCCCACAUAUACUCUGUAUAUAAUGCUCAGCAAUUUGAAUUGGUAUUGCAGUGAGAGUUUUGCUUGAAUGUUUUGAUCCAAGUAUCCAAUCACACUAGGGAAUAGGGAUGGCAAUGGCGCGGGGUGUUAUUCAAAUAGUAUAGCUUUACCCAUAUUCACUUAACAGAGCUAAAUUUUGAUCUUGUGCAUAUGUGUGUUUUUAAAUUUGUAACUCGUGACUUAAGUACGAAUAUAUUUUUGAUCUGCAUUUUCCAUUUUUAA
This is a messenger RNA of Beta vulgaris subsp. vulgaris (sugar beet), 1361 nucleotides long. Its product is annotated as cytosolic sulfotransferase 5. The record is from RefSeq and is a predicted model, not a curated record. Bases 66 to 1007 code for a protein of 313 amino acids. Lineage: Eukaryota; Viridiplantae; Streptophyta; Magnoliopsida; Caryophyllales; Amaranthaceae. Gene Ontology annotation, cellular component: cytoplasm. Gene Ontology annotation, molecular function: sulfotransferase activity. The transcript has a single exon. Gene Ontology annotation, biological process: sulfation.